AUGCCCGUACAAUCACGUAGGCAAUCGUUGAGACCCGCAAUGAGACGUGUGACGUUUGGAUCCGUUACCGUUGUUCGUGUGCCGUUAUAUCAUGCGACGCACUCUCUCUCAACCACAGAGAGUCCUUUAUUGUCUGAACCAACUUUAAUCGUUUCACCUCCCACGGAGAGAGAAAACUUUCUUACAACUUUAGAUGAGAUUCAAGUAUCACAUAAUGGGAUAAUGGUGACACCACCUCAUUCGGAUUGCUCACUUCCUCUUACUCAAGUAGAUUUAUGUUCCUCUAUGGAAAAAGAAAGUGAUGAAUUUAGUACACAUCUUGAAGAGAAGGAUGAAGAAAUACAUAGAAAGUCAUCACCUGAUUCAAGUACACAAGCUGCUUUUACUACGAUGCAAAAGAUGUCAUCUAUGAAUAGUACCUUUUCUUAUCCCUCACAAGCAUCAUCCUCUCUUCUUAGUUUGGAUCUAAUGACAUCUUCAGUGAAAGAAGAAGGAGAAGGAGAGAAAGAAGAAGAAGAAGAAAUUCUUGGUGGAACCCCACUCUCAUGGUCUCCUGAUGAUAUCGUAAACUCAUUAAAAAGAAGUCAUUUAGACGAAAUGGAUACAACAAGAACAGCAGCAGCACGCACGGUUCGAUGUCGUGUGGAUGUUGAAGAAGCAGCGCCUGCUAUUGUAUGUGUAUUCUGUCAUGAUAAUAGUGGGAUUAUUGAGUGUUAUAGUGGUUAUCAUGUUCACUUGGUAUGUGCUUUGUGGUGUCCAGAAGUGUAUUAUGAUAAGGAAAAGUUAACUCUUAUGAACAUCGAUGCAGCAUUGGAGAGGUGUAGAUUAAUAAAAUGUGUCUACUGUAGACAACCCGGGGCUCCUGUAGGGUGUAUUAUUGAGAAGUGUCCGCGUAGUUAUCAUUUGCAGUGUGCAGUAGAUGCUGGGGCCCAUCUGAAUGAAAAAACUUUUGAACUUCUUUGCCCAAAACAUGGCAAAAAGAAAGCACCACUAGAGAGGUAG
Molecule: messenger RNA, 1002 nt
Organism: Trypanosoma theileri
Lineage: Eukaryota; Euglenozoa; Kinetoplastea; Trypanosomatida; Trypanosomatidae
Product: putative chaperone-like ATPase (ISS)
Exons: 1
Coding region: 1-1002 (333 amino acids)
Biological process (GO): regulation of transcription by RNA polymerase II
Cellular component (GO): nucleus
Source: RefSeq, a predicted model, not a curated record